Messenger RNA from Rhizoctonia solani, 522 nucleotides. RefSeq lists its product as uncharacterized. The transcript has a single exon. Bases 1 to 522 code for a protein of 173 amino acids. Lineage: Eukaryota; Fungi; Basidiomycota; Agaricomycetes; Cantharellales; Ceratobasidiaceae. The record is from RefSeq and is a predicted model, not a curated record.
AUGAUUGCCCAUUUUUGUGGGAAACUAUUGGAUCAAGAAGUUAGAGAGUUGGACACUGGAACCAUGCAGCAGUCUUUCUGCUAUUUCUACAACCAAGCCCUCUGCUCCAACAACAUUGAUUCAUCUUUCCCUUGGCCUGGCUUGACUGAUGAGCAGGGCAUCAUGUUCACAGACAAAGCCCCAGCUGCAGUGGCACAGCGUAGAUUCCACUUGGCUAUCAAUUGGGAGCCUUCUCCAAUUGAAGUGUUCCCUUGCACCCAGUCUUGGGUUGCCACAAUUGUUACCCCUGGAUUAUUAGCUCCCUUCUUUCUAGAGCUUGCACAGCCUACCACCUCCUAUCCUCCAGGUAUCCUUUUUGGCACUUCUGGCAGGUCACUUGAGCAGCUUGAAAAGGCUGCAUUGCUUGGAGAAGAUCCAUUGUCCUGGACACAGUCACAUGACCAGUACAAGUGGUUGCAUGCUGGCCCAAGCCCAAAUUUGGGGGGUAGCAGGUGUAAUCAUGGGUUGUCAGCAGAGGAAUAA